AGAUAUGAUGUCAGCGUGGUGCACCGACUUACGCAUGUGUGAGAAUAAGAAAACGAAAGUGAAGGAUGAAAGCAAAUUCAGUUUGUGUACUAAUUUACAGCGCGUUGAACUAAAAUAAUAUAAAUAAACAACUAUGGCAUUAGAAAAAAAGCAAAGUAUUAUGGAAAGAUUAAUAAUUUUUAACGAAACUGAUAUUAAAACAGUGAAGGUUAUCAGUUAUGGAAUUGCUAGUAUAAGUUUAGUUGUUGCACUUUAUCGAAUUAGACCUUUUGCUAAAUUUAGAAAACCGUCCAGUAUACCAUCUCAUUUUAUACAAAAAAGAGUUGAACUUCGAGGUACUGUGAAACGUAUAGAUCCUAGCUAUGGCACAGUUCUCAUGGUUGAUCACAAGCCAUUAAUACCUUUACCCCGAUUGAGCGGUUCUAAAUAUUUACCAAUAAAAAUAGCUGGACUUGACAUAACAGCCAAUGGUAUUAGUUGGUUACAAACAAUUGUUGGUCAAAAGGAAAUAACUUUCAUACCUUUAGCAAAAAGAAAAGAGUACUUAAACUGCAUAGUCGUGUUACAACACAAUCAGGAACAAUUAAAAAUUGGCGAAGAAUUAAUAAAGGUUGGCUUUGCUUUAAUAAAUGAAAGCUCUCUAAAACCAAUGUCAAAGGAUAAGGAUAUCUUACAUUAUCAAAAAUGUUUAUUAAAUGCUCAGAAGUGGGCACGAUAUAAAAGAAAUGGAUAUUGGCAUUUUGCUAUAUAUCCUAGCAUUUUCUGGAAAAUGCAGCAGAAUUUAGCCAAAAAACUAAAGUCUAUAUUACCCACUUUUAUAACAAAACAACUUAAUAUUUGAGCAUAGCUUUAUAAUUCCUUUUGUUCUAUUCAUGGACAGUGAUUCCAUUGUAUAAAUAAAAACAGAUUAACAUAUAUUUUUAUAAUGUACUUAAACAUUUGUAAUCUGUGUUAUUUUUAAAGGAGUAAAUAAUAGCAAUUAUAAAAGUCAAUAUUUAGAAAACAAAAAUUUUAUUUUUAUACCAUUUAUACAUCCUUUUACCAACUUUUAUAUACAAUUAAAAGCAUUAUUUUUCACCGCUAUGUAUAUAAGUUUACUGUAUUAGUUGAAGAAUGCUAAUUUUAAUAUAUAUGUAUAUAGGUUUAUUGCAUUAGCCAAAGAAUAACUAAUUUUUAUUUUCAUAUGUAUAUUUUAUAGAAUAUACCUUACAUAGAAAAAUAGAUCACAUACAA
This is a messenger RNA of Megachile rotundata (alfalfa leafcutting bee), 1233 nucleotides long. RefSeq names its product protein C3orf33 homolog. Lineage: Eukaryota; Metazoa; Arthropoda; Insecta; Hymenoptera; Megachilidae. The record is from RefSeq and is a predicted model, not a curated record.